Aspergillus luchuensis is the source of this 1017-nucleotide messenger RNA. RefSeq names its product deubiquitination module subunit SGF73. Gene Ontology annotation, cellular component: SAGA complex. Gene Ontology annotation, biological process: regulation of transcription by RNA polymerase II; RITS complex assembly; regulatory ncRNA-mediated heterochromatin formation. Bases 1 to 1017 code for a protein of 338 amino acids. The transcript has 2 exons. The record is from RefSeq and is a predicted model, not a curated record. NCBI's taxonomy places the organism in Eukaryota, Fungi, Ascomycota, Eurotiomycetes, Eurotiales, Aspergillaceae.
AUGGCUGCGUUCCCGACGGGGAAGCCCCGCGAAGAGGAUCAUCUCGAGACGGUCAUCUGUAAGACGUGCAAGAGGCCGGUGUUGAAGCAGAAUGCGGUGGAACAUAUUCGGGGUUGUAUUCGUGCGAAGCAAGAGAAGGCCAGGAAGAAGAAGGAGGCGAGGGAUGCGGCGAAUCGCGCAAAGGAGAAGGGUGAUAAGGAUGGUGAUGAAGAUGUCGGUGCUGGUGAGAAGGGUGAGGGUGGUGAAGAUUCGAUGAAGGGUCAGAAGAGCGCGAAGAAGUCCGCUGUUAAGGGAAUGGCGGAGGAUGGGACGAAAAAGGGGAAGAAGCGCAAGACGGAGGCCGGUGAGGAUGAUAAGGAUAAGGAGCCGAAGAAGAAGAAAAAGAAGGAGGAGCCCAAACCGAAAGUGCCUAAACCGAAGGGCCCUGUUGAUGUUGAGAAGCAGUGUGGUGUUACUUUGCCGAAUGGUGCACAGUGCGCUAGGUCGUUGACUUGUAAGAGUCACUCGAUGGGCGCGAAGAGAGCUGUUCCGGGGCGUUCGUUGCCGUAUGAUAUGCUGUUGCAGGCGUAUCAGAAGAAGAACCAGGCGAGGCAGCAGAAGGCUGCUAUUGAUGCGAAUGCUCCGCUACAAGAUGAUUUGGAUAAUAAUGGGCCCGUUGACUCGGAUGAAGAGAAAGAUACUGUCAUGGCGGCCAUUUCUCGUUCUCAUCCAUACCCGAUGGUGACUCAUACAUUGAUCUCGACGAAGAAGAAGUACCAAUAUGUGCGGAUCAAGGAGAUGCUGUCCCAUGCAUUGGGCGGUUCACGCGGUGGUGGGCUCUUCUCGACAGGAGAUACUCUCUCCUCUCCGUUUCCGGAUGGCGGCAGCCUGUUCACCCCUGUAGAGGAGGUGUCAGUGCCUGAGCCUAUGGCCGUGGAUGAGCCGGAGCCGGCAGAAACGCAGGAAAAUGCGACAGAUGCUGGUGCGAAGACACCGGCACCUGAAGCCAAGCAGGUGCCUGUGGCGGCUAGCUCGUAG